AUGAUGUUCAAGCAAAAGCUUCGCCAAGCCAUUGAUCUUCUGUACUCUUCUGGCCCUGCUUCUGUAGAUGACUAUACUCGUCUUGUACUUCAUUGUGCUCGUGCCAGUGACUUCAUUCAAGCCAAGAGAUUGCAGUGUCACAUGGAAUCUCACCUUUUUCAACCCAAAGACUCCUUCAUCCACAACCAACUCCUCCAUUUGUAUGCCAAAUGUGGCAAGCUCUCACAUGCUCAAAACCUGUUUGAUAACAUGUCUAAGAGAGAUGUUUAUUCUUGGAAUGCCUUGCUUUCUGCUUAUGCCAAGUUGGGCUUGGUUGAGGACUUGCAUGCAGUCUUUGAUCAAAUGCCUUAUCGUGAUUCCGUUUCAUAUAACACAUUGAUUGCGUGUUUUGCAAGUAAUAGGCAUUCAAGCAAAGCAUUGAAAGUUCUAGUGAGCAUGCAGGAAGAUGGGUUUCAGCCCACACAGUACUCCUAUGUGAAUGCGUUGCAAGCAUGUUCUCAGCUCUUGGAUUUCAGGCAUGGGAAACAGAUUCAUGGGAGGGUUGUUGUUGCUGACUUUGGGAAGAAUACUUUUGUAUGGAAUGCUUUGACUGAUAUGUAUGCCAAGUGUGGUGAUGUAGAUAGAGCGCGGUGGUUGUUUGAUGGAAUGAUUCAUAAGAAUGUUGUUUCAUGGAAUCUCAUGAUCUCUGGGUAUGUGAAAAUGGGGAACCCUGAUGUGUGCAUUCAUUUGUUUAAUGAGAUGCAGUUAUCAGGUUUGAAACCUGACCAAGUUACGGUUUCAAAUGUUCUCAAUGCUUUCUUUCAAUGCGGACGUGUAGAUGAUGCGAGGAAUAUGUUUAGUGAAAUGCCCAAAAAGGAUGAGAUUUGUUGGACAACAAUGAUAGUUGGUUAUGCACAAAAUGGAAGAGAGGAGGAUGCUUUGAUGUUGUUUGCUGACAUGCUACGCGGAAAUGUUAGUCCUGACAGUUACACCAUUUCAAGUGUGGUCAGCUCCUGCGCCAAGCUAGCUUCUUUGAAUCACGGUCAAGUUGUCCACGGAAAAGUAAUUCUUAUGGGUGUUGAUGAUAACAUGCUUGUGUCGACUGCCCUUGUAGAUAUGUACUGCAAGUGUGGAGUCACUUUGGAUGCUUGGAUUAUUUUUGAAACUAUGCCUAUUCGGAAUGUGAUUACUUGGAAUGCCAUGAUUCAGGGUUAUGCACAAAAUGGACAGGUUCCGGAGGCCUUGGCCCUGUAUGAAAAAAUGCUGCAAGAAAAUUUCAAACCUGAUAAUAUUAGUUUUGUGGGUGUUUUAUCUGCAUGUGUCAAUGCUGAGAUGGUCGAAGAAGGACAGAAGUGUUUUGAUUCAAUCCGAGAACAAGGAAUGACACCCACAUUGGAUCACUAUGGAUGUAUGAUCACUCUUCUUGGUCGGUCAGGUAAAAUCGAUAAAGCAGUGGAUCUGAUCAAAAGUAUGCCUCAUGAACCAGAUUACCGGAUAUGGUCCACCUUACUAUCUGUUUGUACCAAGGGUGACAUAAAGAAUGCAGAGUUGGCAGCUAGUCAUCUCUUUGAAUUGGAUCAACAUAAUGCUGGACCUUAUAUCAUGCUUUCCAACUUGUAUGCUGCUUGUGGGAGAUGGAAAGAUGUAGCUGCUGUAAGAUCUCUCAUGAAGAACAGAAAUGCAAAGAAGUUUGCUGCGUACAGUUGGGUUGAGAUUGAGAAUGAAGUCCACAGAUUUGUUUCAGAAGAUCGCACUCAUCCAGAAGUGAAAAGAAUCUAUGGUGAAUUGAACAAAUUGAUCUCAAUAUUGCAACAAAUUGGGUAUAAUCCGGAUACUAAUGUUGUUCUACAUAAUGUGGGGGAGGAAGAAAAGUUUAGAUCCAUCUCUUACCACAGUGAGAAACUUGCUCUUGCGUUUGCUUUAAUUAGAAAGCCCAAUGGAGUUGCACCGAUACGGAUCAUAAAGAAUAUACGGGUCUGUGAUGACUGCCAUGUAUUUAUGAAGUUCGCAUCAAUUACUAUAGCACGGCCAAUCAUUAUGAGAGAUUCAAACAGGUUUCAUCAUUUCUUUGGUGGGAAGUGCUCUUGCAAGGACCUUUGGUAA
Messenger RNA from Gastrolobium bilobum, 2082 nucleotides. Its product is annotated as pentatricopeptide repeat-containing protein At1g11290, chloroplastic-like. Gene Ontology annotation, biological process: RNA modification. The record is from RefSeq and is a predicted model, not a curated record. NCBI's taxonomy places the organism in Eukaryota, Viridiplantae, Streptophyta, Magnoliopsida, Fabales, Fabaceae. Bases 1 to 2082 code for a protein of 693 amino acids. The transcript has a single exon. Gene Ontology annotation, molecular function: RNA binding; zinc ion binding; protein binding.